Messenger RNA from Pygoscelis adeliae (Adelie penguin), 1328 nucleotides. RefSeq names its product tripartite motif containing 13 (gene TRIM13). The transcript has a single exon. Bases 78 to 1307 code for a protein of 409 amino acids. Gene Ontology annotation, molecular function: zinc ion binding. Lineage: Eukaryota; Metazoa; Chordata; Aves; Sphenisciformes; Spheniscidae. The record is from RefSeq and is a predicted model, not a curated record. Gene Ontology annotation, biological process: positive regulation of canonical NF-kappaB signal transduction; positive regulation of macroautophagy; innate immune response.
UGGUUUUUGCAUGGUUUCCCUGGAGGAGAAAUAAAUUUUAUAAGUUCUGUUACCAUCUUUCUUCUCUUUCCUAGGAUAUGAUGGAGCUCCUGGAGGAAGAUCUCACCUGUCCCAUUUGCUGUAGCCUGUUUGACGAUCCUCGUGUCCUGCCCUGUUCACACAAUUUCUGCAGAAAGUGUCUGGAAGGAAUUCUUGAGGGAAAUGUGCGGAAUGUGCUUUGGAGGCCGUCCCCUUUCAAAUGCCCCACGUGCAGGAAGGAAACGCCCGUUACUGGAGUCAACAGCUUGCAAGUCAACUAUUCCCUGAAAGGUAUCGUGGAGAAGUAUAACAAAAUCAAAGUGACUCCAAAAAUGCCUGUGUGCAAAGUGCACAGUGGGCAACCCCUUAACAUUUUUUGCCGGACAGACAUGCAGCUCAUCUGUGGGGUUUGUGCCACCCGUGGUGACCAUACAAAGCACGUGUUCUGUUCCAUUGAAGAAGCUUAUUCCCAGGAGAAGCGGGCUUUUGAAACCCUGUUUCAGGGCUUUGAAACUUGGCGUUGUGGAGAUGCCCUCUCGCGGCUGGAUACCUUAGAAACCAGUAAGAGGAAAGCUCUGCAGAUGCUGACCAAAGAUUCUGACAAAGUGAAGGAGUUCUUUGAGAAGCUGCAGCACACGCUGGAGCAGAAACGAAAUGAGAUUCUCUCUGACUUUGAGACCAUGAAGCUUGCAGUGAUGCAGGCCUACGACCCGGAAAUCAAUAAACUGAACACAAUUCUGCAAGAGCAACGGAUGGCUUUUAACAUCGCAGAGGCCUUCAAAGAUGUGUCUGAACCCAUUAUAUUUCUGCAACAGAUGCAGGAGUUCAGGGAAAAAAUCAAGGUGCUCAAAGAAACCCCUUUACCUUGUUCCAGUGUGGACAUCAGCCCUACAAUGAAGAGCUUUGAUACCAGCCAGUGGAAUGGAAUAAAACUAGUUGACGUGGACAAACUUUCCUUGCCUCAGGAAAACAACACUCUUAAAUUCAAGAUUCCCUCAGUCUUUUCGCGCAGAUUUAUAGUGACCUCUCUUAUUUGCUUGCUUAUUCUCGCUGUCACCAGAAUGUCCUUUGUGGAGUCAGUCGUUGACAAUCUCCAGUGCUGGAAAUCUCAAUUCUUUACAAUUAGCUUGUCCUAUUUGGCAGAUACAGUGGAGAUAGCAGAUCAUGCAGUCUUUUACUGGGAACAGAUGACAGAUGGAGCUUCACUUCUAAGAGAAAAGUGUAAAAACUAUACGUUGGUUGUACUGGAUAAUGUUGCACAGUUUGUGUGCAAAUAUAAACUGUUGUGAAGUCCCUGCUGAAAUAUAAGA